This is a messenger RNA of Drosophila teissieri, 912 nucleotides long. RefSeq lists its product as uncharacterized. Bases 109 to 897 code for a protein of 262 amino acids. The record is from RefSeq and is a predicted model, not a curated record. The transcript has a single exon. Lineage: Eukaryota; Metazoa; Arthropoda; Insecta; Diptera; Drosophilidae.
AGUAAACUGUUUUAUAAAACCAAGCUAAUAGUAGUCAUAACAUUAAGAUUCAAAAUUAUCGUUAAAGGUUAGUCCCUAGCAACUGAAACCGAUUUGGUUAGCCAAAUUAUGACCAUCACCAACUGGUAUAAUUGGUCCGUUAAGGAUUUUAGCAAUGAGUCCCAUGCCAGACCCAAGUUGAUUCCGGGAUUCGACCAGUUGGAUGGGAGGCUGAAGGCGGCGCUUCAGGAGCAGGACUUGGUUAAGGAUCAGCGUAAGCGAAAACAGGCGGGUGGUGGCCAACGCCAGGGAAAGCCCAAGAAGCUGAAGAGGACCAGGGGGCAGACACCACGCGUAUGCGAGUUCCAGCAGGUUUACACCGAGAAACGCAAGGAGCUAAAGCGGUUGGCCAACACGCAACGAAAUGCAUUCCAGUUCCGGAGCAGACCUGUGCCCGAUUUUGAGCGAUCUCAUCGACAAUUGGAAAGGCGCCGGCUGUACCUGAACUCUCUGCAAAAGCUGACGAAGCCCCGGGGUCCUGGCACCCUGUCCACAUCCAACAGCCGCCCAAAGAAGCAAAUGCCGUGCCAGAAGACAUCCGACUUUGUGCCCCGAAUCAAUCCAGGAUCUUCCAUGGACUACCUCAACCGUCAGCCCUUCACCCCGCGUGUCAACUCCUCCUAUACCCAUCCAAAACCUUUUCGUCUCCAUACGUCGGACCGGGCUCUGAGUCGCCAACUGUAUGACGAGAGGAAAAGGAUACGGAUGGACCGGCGCUUGGAUCAGCUGGCUAGCGAUUGGUUUGCGCGGGAAAGGAGGGAGUAUUUGAAGCUACGCAAAAUGACAAAUUUCAAGGCUACUCCAAAUCCCUGGAAGCGAACAAGGCUCACAACUAAAACAGGUUCUCAGGGAGCCUAGAAAUAAUAAUUAAAU